Molecule: messenger RNA, 2030 nt
Organism: Notodromas monacha
Lineage: Eukaryota; Metazoa; Arthropoda; Ostracoda; Podocopida; Cyprididae
Source: the annotation of a GenBank genome assembly
UAUGACGUUUUUCUUGCAGUUCGGGUAUUUUCAAGGAGCGAUCUGGGAUAAGUGCUGUACUAUAUGUGAUACAAUUGUGAAGUGAUUUUGCUGGCGUUGUGUCUUCCGCUAUGGAUUUGUCAAACCUCACGAUCGCCGAGCUUUUUGCGGGUAGCGUUAAACAAUUGAGAAAUCAGUACUGCGGACAACAGAUCCAAGAUCCGUCUGUGAUGUACUACUCCAAUGUGACUUCUGCUUCCGAUAGAUAUCAUGGAAUGAACCUUAAUCGGAGACAAGGGGCGAAUGAGGAGGAUUACCCGCUGUUCGAAUCUUCGACGCAGGUUGUGAAGUAUUUGUUCGACAUAUCCGAUGAUCGCAUUUUGAAUGAGGAAAGUCGAGAAUCGUCGUCGAGUGGCUGUGAGGCUGACAGUAAUUCCGACCUCGGCGCUUCCCCUCAGACUUCUUUCUUGAUCGGAUCUCCGGAGAAAGUACCGAAGCGUGGCGAAAUUUUCAAGAUGUCGGACAUGUCCUUCAGCAACGAUGCACCGGAAUUCAGCGCUAGCUCGUAUCGAUUCGGUGCAGGAUCGGCAAGUCCGUUGGACGCGGGUAAUCGGCCGCAUCCGGAUGAAAGCAUUGCGAACGAUUCUGGAUUUUUCCUUAAUUCCACUUUCAUGGAUGCUGUUGUUGGACAAAACCCCGGGAAUUUCACGGAAUUCGUUCGCAAUGACAAAAUUCGCGAAGGAACCUAUCAAACUUCAGGACAAGAGUACGGAAAGUUGCCUUUGCUUCCAAGUCCGUCCGAAUACUCUCGUUUCGAUCAAACGAAGUCUGCACCGAGUAAGAAGCCUCCAAAUCUGGUCCUCAAUAAUCUUCAGCCAAACAUGGGAAGUGCCGGAUACUUCCCGUAUCCUUAUUCGAACGUCGCUGGAGCGAUUAAAUCUCCGAAUCCAAGGGAAGGUCUUCUGGGUGAAUCGCCGUUUCAUUACGUUUUGCCUGGCAUGGUUCCGCCUGGCUACGUUCCUUCCCCGAUGGGCUUUGGGAUUGUCGCCCCGGGGUGUCCAAAUGCCAGUCGGAUGUCAUCGCAGCCAUUCUUCCAGUUUCCUCCAAAUGCUGAUUACGGGCAGACCCCGCCAGUUGUUCCUAUGGGACAGAAUGGAAUGCUGGGGAGUCAUUGGCAAAAUCAGAAUUCAGCUCAAAGGAAGCAACCUCCCGCGAAAUUUGCUCCGGUUGUCCCCAUGGAUCGUGCAUCCGCUGCGGAGGUUCCUCUACCUUGUCAAGGCACUUUUCCAUACUGCAAUCAGCUUGAUGGUUACGGCGAUCCGAGGAAACGUCAGAAAAUAACUGCAAUCCGCCACAUUCGAAAUUGUCUGAGAGCCGAUCAGUUGGAAACCGUAGUGGAGACAGCUGAUUACUUGCUGAAAGCAUUGGAGAACCAGAGGAAAAAUGUGGAAGCUGAGCUCGCCAUGCGAUUUCCCGGCCGACGCAUUUGCACGGUCCCGACGGUGAAUCCGAUGCAAUAUUGCGCACCCGGGGGAAAUUACACGCCUUUGGAUAAGUUGAUCCUUGCGUGUUCGAUCGAACACACGAAGGUUAUGACUAUCAUCGGGAAAAUCGAAGGCUUUCUUGGACACCCGGUGCACCCAGAUGUUCGCGAAGACGUGGCGCGGUUCAAAGCUGCUUUUCUGCGAAUGCAAAAUGCGAGGAAGGAGGAAAUUGCUAGGGUUACUGAGUUGCAUGAACAGGGAAUUGCUCACUCUCAAGAAGGUCUUGCGGCGGAAUACAUGGCGUUUGAGUCAGUUUUGUUGACGGUGAAGGAGUUCCAUGGUCGCGCAAGAGCCGCCAGAAGUGCUGUGUAUUCGACUCUUUUGACAAUGAAGUUGGACGACUCUGACCCUGCACUGAAGGACGCAAUUUUUGUUCCGACGAAGAUGUGGGUUGAACUCAUCGAACACUCCCGAACUCUUUUUUCUGAAGGAUCUGCGAAGCAACAGAAGGAAUUCGAAUGCCCAGAGGACGAGGAAAUUCAGAAGAUCGAUGUUUUGAUUGACUGA